Messenger RNA from Onychostruthus taczanowskii (white-rumped snowfinch), 1054 nucleotides. It is a transcript of the gene PLP2, whose product is annotated as proteolipid protein 2. The record is from RefSeq and is a predicted model, not a curated record. The transcript has 5 exons. Lineage: Eukaryota; Metazoa; Chordata; Aves; Passeriformes; Passeridae. The coding region runs from base 78 to 671 and encodes 197 amino acids. Gene Ontology annotation, molecular function: protein binding. Gene Ontology annotation, cellular component: membrane.
GUGUGCUACUGGUUUAUACCGGUGUGUUACUGGUUUAUACUGGUGUAUUACUGGUUCAUACCGGCGUAUACUGGUUUAUGCCGGUGUGUUACUGGUUUAUACCAGUGUGUUACUGGUUCAUACCAGUGUAUACUGGUUUAUACUGGUUUGUACUGGUCCAUACUGGUGUGCAAUCCCAGGACUCCCCCCCGUUCGCGGUGGAGCUGCCGCGGGGCCCGGGCGGGUUCGGCUUCAGCCUCCGGGGGGGCCCCGCCGGGGUUUUCGUGCGGGGGCUGCGCGAGGGGGGCCCGGCCCAGCGCUGCGGCUGCAUCCAGGUCCUGUGCCUGCUGACCCUGGUGUGCUUCGGGGCGUCGCGCUCGGGCUACCUGGGGCUGGCGGCGGUGGAGCUGGUGUUCGCUGCGCUGGUGCUGCUGGCCUGGAGCUGCCGCCUGCCGCCCCGCAUGCAGCUGCUGCACUGGGGCUGGAGCGACUUCACACGCUGCGUCAUCGGAGCUGUGCUCUUCCUCAUCACCUCCCUCAUCGUCCUCGUCAGCCACCACAACGGCGCCGGCAUCGCGGGAGGGGUGUUCGGGAUCCUGGCCGGGAUCCUGCUGGGAUAUGACGCCUACAUCACCUUCCCCCUACGGCAGAGCCACACCGCCGCCCCCACUGAUGCCCCAGACGGUGCCUGAACAAGCCAAGAACCCCAACGGAGACCUCCCCAAACCUCCCCCCGCACAGGGGGACCCCCAGCCUUAAAUUAUUGAGGGGUCCCGACGCCUGGGUCCCCCCGGGGGGGGCAGGGGUAGAUCUGGGGGUCCCUCAGGGGUUGCCCCUCCCUCAAACGCCUUUGCAAGUGCCUUGAACUGCCCGUGCCUCAGUUUCCCCCUGGGGAGACCCCCUCAGGUUUAAAGGUGCCCUUGCCCCUCACGGGUUUUGGGGUGCCCGCCUCAGUUUCUGGGGUGCCUCCGUUAGUUUGUGGGGUGCUCCCCCCCCUGCCACCCCCGCACUCCCCCAGCCUGCAGGAGGCUUUUGGGGGCAAUAUAUUGGGAAAUAAAGGGUUUUUAUUACUGCA